AGGCAGGCGGGGAGGGCUUAUAAGGGCUCCCAGCGGGCCGGCCUGGCCAGUCGCCUCCGGACCGCGUGCCUGGACGCCGCUUCGCCCUCCCGCGUCUCCUCCUCCUCCUCCUCCUCCUCCUCUUGCCGGGAUGCUGGCGCUGCGCUCGGCCGGCCGCCUCUCGCCGCUCUUGCGGGGCAGCCCGGCCGCCUCCCGGGCUUGCAGCAGCGGCGCCGGGCGGAACCCGCUGGUCUUCCUGGAGGUGGGCGCCGACAACCAGCCGCUGGGCCGCCUGGUGCUGGAGCUAAAAGCUGAUGUGGUGCCAAAGACAGCAGAAAAUUUCAGAGCCUUAUGCACGGGAGAAAAAGGAUUUGGCUACAAAGGAUCCACCUUCCAUCGAGUGAUACCUUCGUUCAUGUGCCAGGGUGGUGACUUUACUAAUCACAACGGCACGGGAGGAAAAUCUAUAUAUGGCAGUCGCUUUCCUGAUGAAAAUUUCAUUCUUAAACAUAUCGGACCUGGUGUCCUCUCCAUGGCCAACGCCGGUCCCAAUACGAACGGAUCUCAGUUCUUCAUUUGCACGGCCAAAACCGAUUGGCUGGAUGGAAAGCACGUUGUGUUUGGCCAUGUCAAAGAAGGAAUGGACGUUGUGAAAAAAAUCGAAAGCUUUGGAUCAAAGAGCGGAAAAACGUCAAAGAAGAUCAUCAUUACCGACUGUGGCCAGCUGUGAUCAUUCAACCUUUGACCUCAAAAUGUCUUCUCUGAAGAAUCAGAGAUGCAAAAAAAAAAAAAAAAAUUAAAAAUAAAAUCCCUCAAACUAUCUACUUAGAAAUUUCUCAGAGACCACAGAAGAAUCCAUGAAGAAUUCCACUUUGCCUUUGAACCACCUUGCGCUCGUUGAAUUUCAAUACCCUCGUGUCCCUUUUUAACAUCCAAAUUAAAUUUUCUAUCCAGUACUGGGUAGCAGAAAAUGUGAGGACCACAGUUAGUCGGAUUGUAUUAAAGCUUAUCCCGCCGUAGGUUAAAUUAGUACUUGAAUUUUUCCCAUUGUGUGGGCAGUGAAGUCAAGGUGACUUCAUAGUCUUUCAACUUCAAACCCAAACUCUUAAAAAAAAAUGGGAUUGCCUUUCCGUUCAAGCUCGUCCCAUUUCUGUGAUUUGAAGAGUGAACAAACCCUCCAAGCCGCAAACAUGGAAUUAAUGGAUUUCCUACCGUUUUUUCUGAACUACUCCUGUGUCUGGACUACAACACGAACAAAAUGGGAUGUAUUUGGGCUGCUUCGAAUUAGCGCUUGCAAUAUGCUGCUGUUGGAAUCUGAAUGUAGGAAUAUGGUACAGAACAACUGGAAUAUUUUUAUUAACUUGCAAAAAAACAAAAAAAAUGAAGGUUACUUUUUUCGGAUGCAACGAUGAACGAUUGAAAUCAAGCAUCGGGGGAAAAAACUCUUAUGUACCCAACUGAUUAUAUCCAUUGUUCUAAAUAUAGCAGGAUGGCUGACCUCUAUACUCAAUGGUGUAUUUCUCCCCUUACCAUCCUGUCUCAGAACCAGCAUUGCAUUGCAUUUUGCUUUAUUUAAAAGUAGAUUAAAUACACAGCUGGCAGGCCACUAGGCACAGAUUUAAGGUUGUAAGUAGAUGGAUUACUAAUUUGAUUUUUUGUGCUCUUAAGCUUUCCAUACUCAGUUAAAAGGGGAAUCCCAAACUCAGAAAGUUCGUUGGUUUGUAUCGUGAGCCGUGAACUUCACAACAGAUUUACCAUCCUGGAUCUCCACAUCCAGUUUCACACCAUAGAUGUAGCAUAUGUUUAAGCAGGGGUCUUCAAACUUGGCCUUUUUAUGACUUGUGGACUUCAACUCCCAGAAUUCCUCAGCCAGGCACGUGUGCCUGGCUGAGGAAUUCUGGGAGUUGAAGUCCACAAGUCAUCAAAGGGCCACGUUUGAAGACCCCUGUGUUUAAGGCUGGUGGGCCACACCAUUUAUCUCAGGAAUCUAAAAGUAGGGUUCUGAAAUCCCCAGAAUCCGACAAUAAUAGAAUUGCAGUCACUGCUGCAAAAUAGGAAAUAGAAAAAUACUCUUUUAUCUGUCCUUGCACCGUGGGGUUUAUGAUGAACUUGAAUUGCUGGCGUAAGCCGCCAUCUUGAAAUCUGCUGAAGGCAAGCCGAGAAUAUCCAUGCUGUCGACCGUUAAGCGAUUGCACGUUGUCUCUGCGAAGGGAGCAGUUAAAAGCCAUAUAUGUCUGUCUUCUGUCAGAUCCUAAAAUGUGACGAUCCUCCUUAUGUGAAUUUGUAACUCUGUAAUGGUCAUCCCAAAAGGCGCUUUUUCACUGGGCUUUCUUAUUUUUCUUUGAAGAUGUUUCGCUUCUCAGCCAAGAAGCUUCUUCAGCUAUGACUGGAUGGUGGAGAAUGGAAGGACGUCAUCGAUCUCCAGUCCACAACACAGUCUUUUCAGCACUUCCAAAAAGGCUCCACAUCCAUUUGCACUACUCAUUAAUGGCCUUGAGGACACAGGUAAACCUCCAAGUGGCCUCAACGACUCUCCAAAAGAAGGCAAAUGACCAGCUGUCUGCAAGGAGUAUAAAUCUUUCCAUUCCCCACCAUCCAGUCAGAGCUGAAGAAGCUUCUUGGAUGAGAAGCAAAACAUCUUCAAAGAAAAGCAAGCAAGUCUAGUUACUCUUGAAAAAUGGUCAUUUCACUGAAGUUACAAAAUGCUGCAGUGUACAGGUAUCCUCAACUUACGACCAUCCUCAAAGUUAACAACCAUCACGUCCCUCCCCCUCGAUCCCAUGAUUGUGAUUUCAGCCCUUGGCAACCAGCUCACUUACAACAGUUGCGGUGUCUUGCAGCCGCACAAUCACAGGUGACUUCCGAUAGACAAUGUCAAUGCGGAAUCCGGCAAGCGACGUCGCAAUUCACACAAUCGCGUGAUGUCUGGCUUCACAACGGUGGCAGGAAAAGGUCGUAACAUCGGCUUGCAGUCCGAGCAAGCCACUGAACGGUGAAUUUUUUGGGUCUCAGUUACAGUUGCGGGUUGAGGACUACCUUUAUGCAGAAAAGUGUGACAACAAAUACGAUACCUUGAUUGAUGAAUUUCUCAUUCUUGGAAAGGUGUUUUUGAACCUCUAUCAAUAAUACAUGGUAUUUUUGUAGCAUGUUUGUUUAAGUGUGUAAUAUAUUAAAUACCUUUCAUAGGAGAAAAA
Messenger RNA from Crotalus tigris (Tiger rattlesnake), 3173 nucleotides. RefSeq names its product peptidylprolyl isomerase F (gene PPIF). The record is from RefSeq and is a predicted model, not a curated record. The transcript is spliced from 6 exons. The coding region runs from base 131 to 709 and encodes 192 amino acids. NCBI's taxonomy places the organism in Eukaryota, Metazoa, Chordata, Lepidosauria, Squamata, Viperidae. Gene Ontology annotation, cellular component: mitochondrion. Gene Ontology annotation, molecular function: peptidyl-prolyl cis-trans isomerase activity. Gene Ontology annotation, biological process: protein peptidyl-prolyl isomerization; regulation of mitochondrial membrane permeability involved in programmed necrotic cell death; protein folding.